AUGCUCUCCUCACGGGGCGCGCGCCUCCCCCGCCUGGCCGGGGCUGCGUUCGCCGAGUCGAGCAAGCAGGCCGAGCGGCGUGCGGCGCUGCCGCACCUUCACAGUAUUGGCAGUGUCAGCCAGCGAGCCAGAGACCUCUCGACCAGCACAGGGCGAUAUACUGCCAUGGCAUUUGCUAGCCAACCACACGACGAAGCCGAGACCCAUAAAGGCUUUGGCAUCGACCAUCGACCGCCCCCACCACCACCAAUGCCUGUAGCUGGGCUCGCACCUGAACCAGAACCAGAACCCGCACCACUCGCCGAGAACCUCGCCCUCUCCAAUGGGCGAUCCCGGCGACCCAACCCCGGCGCAGGAGCAAUGACUCGCCCUGCAGAUGGUGGCCCGCCGCCUCCUUACGAUGGUGACGAUCUUCGACCCGUCGAGCGAUUCCGGCGGCGCGUAGUGUACGAUCCUGUCGGCGCAAUGCUGUGGUUGCGCGAAUGGUCACAACCAGACCUUUUCACCAUCACAACCAAAGAUCUCCGGGUCAUGAUCUACAACCUCGUCACGCAGGUACAUCCAUCACCACAGCUGCGCGCGUCUAUCGAUCCCAUCGCCGCAAACGAGGCGCUCCGAAUCGUGCGCGCGCUGCUGUUUGCUGAACCCCAUCGCGUACACAAGCGGCCCGAGGCAUCCCAGUUCAUUGGAUACAACCUCAAGGGACGGACGUUGCGCGGACUGUUCCAGAUCGCGAUCGUCUUUGGCGCACAGCAGUUCAUCGCUGAACUAUUUGCGGAGCGUAUGAGCGAGUUCAUUCGCACGGGACGCGAGCUGCUCAACUGGGAGUGGCUGGUUAAGGACCUUGCGGGUGCAGGCGAGUGGCAGCUCGCAACUGACCUUUUUCCAGGACCAGGCGCCAACCACCCAACCGACAAGUACGCGCCGCAGGUCGGCGGACUCCCCGCCUCGCUGUACACACCCCGCCUCGUCUCGAUCCUCAUGACCGCCAACCUGGUCUUACAGCAGCCCUGGCGGGCCGUCCAGCUGUUCAGCCUGAUCCCGCCAAAUGAAGCGGGCGAGGAGGCACUCUGCGGCCUGAUCAAGGCGCAUCUCCAGCUCGGUGACGUCGCGUCCGCCAAGCGCGCCGUACACGUCGCGAGUGUUGCCGGCAUCGACCCGGACAACGUCCAGCUCGCCCUGCUCGAGGGACACCGCAUGCUCGGCUCUGACCCACAGCUCGCUGAGCGCGUGCGGCACGACCUGAACCGCCUCGGUCUCGCCCCACGCGUCAACCUCGCUAAUGCCUUGGGGAAACUGUGCAUCGACUCGGGCGACCUCGAUGGUGCCGAGGGCCUGAUCGCCGAAAUUUACGAGCUCGAGCGCACUGGCCAGCUCGAGGAACAGCGGCGCGAACUGGACGAGACUGCGCUUCUCGCACUCAGUAUUGCGUCACGGAGAGGCAAUAUCGAGGGCGUCAAGCAGGCUUGGGCACUCUUUUCCCACCGUCCCGAGUCUGUCACAGACAAGGUUGUCGCACAAUUGUGCCGCGCAUUGAUACGCCUUGGGCGUGGACAGGAGUCUGCCCUCAUACUCGAGGCGGCGGUUACUCACAACCACUCGCGCUCGCCAUGGCCGAUCCCCUCCGCGUUCGUGCCUUCGAUUCUGACUGGCAACGCCGUGCUCGAGGCCGUGUGCGUGUCGCACAACUAUCAGGCGAUGUUGGACGUUCUCGUCCUCAUGCGGGCGGGUGGGAUCGAGCCCGACAGCCGCUCCGUGGUCCUCGCCCUGAAAUUGGCGAAAACGACCCUUCUCAGCUCGCCGACCGCUCUCACCCAACUGCUUGAGGGCAUCCUCGAGCGCACGCGCGACCAGCCGACCGUCGACCAGAUCAACGUCAUCCUCACCGAGGUUGUACGCAUCGCUUCCCGCCAGCCAAAGUACCAGGAGAAGUAUCUCGAGGCCAAGCCUGGGCGAACGUCGCUCGAUUCCCCAAGCUCAGGCAUAGAGACGCGCGGUGCACUCCGACACAUGCUCGCCAAGCAGAUUGAGAUUCUCAAUGAUUCAGGACAGCGGAGCACGGGCAAGUCGUUGUCAAACCGACUGCUGUACGACGCAUUGGCAAUGGACGGCGUGUGGCCCGUCCAGUCGGUACAGAAGACUUGGCAGUCGUUCAUCCUGCGCGGCUUCCGGCCCAAAGCGAGCCACUACCUGACUCUUCUGCAGGCGUACGCGCGCAUCGGGGCGAUGACCGAGGCCGAGCAGACGUACGCUUUGGCAACGGAUACGCGACAGAGCGAGCACAUGCCCCCAACGCCAGAGGUCGAGCGCCUGAUGCUGACCUCCCUCGUACAGGGUUGGGCACACGCGGGUAACCUCCAAGCCGCGCGGCGGGUGUACAUGGCCAUCCGCACCCUCCCGUGCGGAGUGGACGCGACGGCACUCGAAGUCCUCGUCAACUCGCAUGUAAUGGCCGACCAGCCAUCGCGUGCUGUCACCUUGGCACGACAAGACAUUGCCUCCGUCGACCCCAACGAGCGCCUCGUCGUGACGGUCGCCCAUGCAAUCCGGCGCGACCGCGACGUGCCUGGCUGCAUCUACUUCAUAUCCCACUUUACGCAGCGGUGGAAGGCGGGUGCGGCACCCACCGACGCCUUCUGUGAGGGUGUACCGGGUCACGGAGCGACCUGGGAACUCACGCCCAAGCUCCUCGGCAUUGUGCGCAAGGCGCUCAACUAUCUCAACAAGCGGCCGGUCGACUCUAUGAACGACCGGACGCGCGAGGCGUUGAUCCUCGCCCGCCGGAUGCUUGCGGACGACGAGGUCGCACGCCCGUUCCCCCGCGGACGGAGGCGUCUCGGCGUGCGUGUCCGUGAGCGCCUUGCGGACGCCAUGGACAUAUCGCGCAACGACCGUAUCACUGCUGCCAUGGCGGCGGACGCGGCGCGGCAGACAUACGCCGGCAAGGGCGAGUUGUAA
Messenger RNA from Cutaneotrichosporon cavernicola, 2958 nucleotides. RefSeq lists its product as uncharacterized. Gene Ontology annotation, molecular function: protein binding. Bases 1 to 2958 code for a protein of 985 amino acids. The record is from RefSeq and is a predicted model, not a curated record. The transcript has a single exon. Lineage: Eukaryota; Fungi; Basidiomycota; Tremellomycetes; Trichosporonales; Trichosporonaceae.